ACUAUUAAAAGAAAACAUUUAGAUAAGCAAUAAAAAAAAACAAAACAUUUAAAGAAAAUUGUGUUAAAAUAAUAUAAAAAAGCAUCACUAUGAGUGCUCGUGGCUUUUUAAUUGCUUCUGAUUCGCUGGAAUCUAUGGAUAUACAGAUGGCAGAUGCGUUUAAUCCACGCUCACCAAAAACACCACCUUUACAUUUGGAUUUGUCUAAUGGAAGUGAAUCACCUUUGGCUAAUGCUGCCGGUCAAUUGCCUAAAACACCCGGUGCUAUAGAUGAAAAUUCUUCGGAUGAUGUGUUACCCAAUGAGAUAUCAGCACCCUAUGAAGUGCCUCAGUUUCCUAUUGAGCAAAUCGAAAAGAAAUUGCAAAUACAAAGACAACUUAAUGUACGUUGGUUGCACUUUAUUUUGCACCAUUUAAAACACAUUGCAAUUAAUCUUUUUUCCUUAACACAUAAACACAACAACAAUGCUCGUCAUGCUGUCAUCUUUUUUUUGGGUAAAACACAUUUGAAUUAUUCACCUAAACACCGUAAUGUUGAUUUUGAAACGUACACCCUUGUAUAUGGUCGAUCGUACUUAGAUCAUCCUAUCCACCCACCAACGGAAACUAGUGAUCCCUGGGAUAUUGAAAUGCCUGCCGAUAAAUCAUAUUGCAUUAGGGCUGUCGAUGGUGUUUUUAAUGUGUUCCAAAAUGAGCAAUCCGAAGAGCCUAUGAUACAAAACUAUCCCAAACUUAAAGAUUUUUGUAAUGACAUGCAAAUCAUGUGCAAUAUGAUAGCUGAUGGACCUUUGAAAUCAUUUUGUUAUCGACGUUUAUGUUAUUUAUCUUCGAAAUUUCAAUUGCAUGUUCUACUCAACGAACUAAGAGAAUUGGCUUCACAAAAGGCUGUGCCUCAUCGAGAUUUCUAUAACAUAAGAAAAGUCGAUACUCACAUUCACGCCGCCUCGUGCAUGAAUCAAAAACAUUUAUUACGUUUCAUUAAGAAAACCCUUAAAAAUAGCGCCAAUGAAGUGGUCACCGUUACCAAGGGCCAAGAGAUGACUUUAUCUCAGGUAUUUCAAUCGAUGAAUUUAACUACUUAUGAUCUGACAGUUGAUAUGCUGGAUGUACAUGCUGAUCGUAAUACGUUCCAUCGUUUUGAUAAAUUCAAUGCCAAAUAUAAUCCUAUUGGUGAGUCGCGUCUCAGAGAAGUCUUUCUGAAAACGGAUAAUUAUUUGAAUGGAAAAUAUUUUGCACAAAUUAUAAGGGAAGUGGCCUUUGAUUUGGAAGAAUCUAAAUAUCAAAAUGCCGAACUGCGUUUGUCUAUUUAUGGCAAAUCUCGAGAUGAAUGGAAGAAAUUAGCCAAAUGGGCCAUUGAUUAUAAUGUUUAUUCAACAAAUAUACGUUGGCUAAUACAAAUACCCAGACUUUAUGAUAUUUUUAAAUCAAAUAAACUAAUGACCUCAUUCCAAGACAUAUUGGACAAUAUAUUUUUGCCUUUAUUCGAGGCUACCAAAGAGCCUAGUAAACAUCCUGAACUACAUCGUUUCUUACAUUAUGUCAUUGGUUUCGAUUCGGUAGAUGAUGAAUCAAAACCAGAGAAUCCUUUGUUUGAUGGUGAUAUUACUACGCCACCCAAAUGGACUGAUGACGAGAAUCCACCAUAUGCUUACUAUAUCUAUUAUAUGUAUGCAAAUAUGACGGUGUUGAAUCAGUUUAGAAAGGAACGCGGCCUAAAUACUUUUGUUUUACGUCCUCAUUGUGGUGAGGCGGGACCUGUACAACAUUUAGUGUGUGGUUACUUAAUGGCUGAGAAUAUCUCUCAUGGUUUACUAUUGCGUAAAGUACCCGUUUUGCAGUAUUUAUAUUAUCUAACACAAAUCGGCAUAGCCAUGUCACCACUCUCCAAUAACUCCCUAUUUCUUAACUAUCAUCGUAAUCCACUGCCGGAAUAUUUGGCACGUGGUCUUAUAGUUUCACUCUCCACCGAUGAUCCCUUACAAUUUCACUUCACCAAGGAACCUUUAAUGGAAGAAUACAGUAUUGCAGCUCAGGUAUGGAAGUUGAGCUCAUGUGAUAUGUGUGAAUUGGCUCGUAACAGUGUCUUAAUGAGUGGUUUUCCUCACAAGAUGAAACAACAUUGGCUGGGACCAAACUAUACCCGCGAAGGUGUUGCUGGCAACGAUAUUACACGCACCAAUGUACCCGACAUACGUGUGGCCUAUCGCUCGGAAACUCUACUCGAUGAGUUGUCUAACAUUUUCAAAGUUCAUCAACAUCCUUUGCCGGAUGUCGUAGAAGAAAGUCCUUAAAAUGUUUUGCGAUUUUGUCCUCUAACGGAAAUCAUGGUUGAAAUACUAAUAUUGAUGAUUUAUUCAAUAUUUAAAAACAAUUUUGUGUUUCUUUUCUGUUAAAUUAAGUGCGAAUUUAUUUGUGUAUUGCUUUUUGUAUAAGAUAUUCAACAAAGAAAAUGUUUAAUGGUAACACAAACUAUAACAAAACAAUAAUUAUAUAAACAAAUAUUUUUUAAAAUUAAUACUAAAAUGUUAUAAAAUAUAUACAUACAUACUUAUUAACCA
This is a messenger RNA of Lucilia cuprina (Australian sheep blowfly), 2558 nucleotides long. RefSeq names its product AMP deaminase 2. Gene Ontology annotation, molecular function: AMP deaminase activity. Gene Ontology annotation, cellular component: cytosol. Bases 90 to 2291 code for a protein of 733 amino acids. The transcript is spliced from 10 exons. Gene Ontology annotation, biological process: IMP salvage; AMP metabolic process. Lineage: Eukaryota; Metazoa; Arthropoda; Insecta; Diptera; Calliphoridae. The record is from RefSeq and is a predicted model, not a curated record.